GGAGCGGGGAGCAGAGCCGGGGGAAGACCCGGAGGAUGACUGCGCGGCCCGUGGCGACACCAGCGCAGUAAUGCCAACAUGAUGUUUCGCUCAGGUGGAAUGUGGAGCUGUCCCUGGAAAUGGAAGCCAAGUUCCCUUUUGUUCUUAUUUGCUUUAUCUAUUGUCUGUGUUCCUCACUCAGUGUGGGGAUGUGCCAACUGCAGGCUUGUGCUAUCCAACCCUUCCGGGACCUUUACUUCUCCAUGCUACCCUAACGACUACCCUAACGCCCAGUAUUGCAUGUGGACCCUCCGAGCCCCCGCUGGCUAUAUCAUUCAGAUAACGUUUAAUGACUUCGACAUUGAAGAAGCGCCCAAUUGCAUUUAUGACUCAUUAUCCCUUGAUAAUGGAGAGAGCCAGAAGAAAUUUUGUGGAGCAACUGCCAAAGGCCUAUCAUUCAACUCAAGUGCAAAUGAGAUGCUUGUGUCCUUUUCAAGUGACUUUAGCAUCCAGAAGAAAGGUUUCAAUGCCAGCUACAUCAGAGUCGCUGUGUCCUUAAGGAAUCAAAAGGUCAUCUUACCCCAGACACUAGAUGUGUACCAGGUGUCUGUUGCAAAAACUGUCUCUAUUCCGGAGCUCAGCGCUUUCACACUCUGUUUUGAAGCAGCCAGAAUUGGCAAGGAAGACAGUGAAUGGAUGGCUUUCUCCUACUCAAAUGCAUCCUUCACACAAUUACUCAGUUUUGGAAAGGACAAGAGUGGCUACUUUCUAGCUAUAGCUGGUUCAAAAUGUUUACUAAACAGCGUGUUACCUGUGAAGGGUAAAGAAGACGUUUUCACAGAAAGCUUUGAGCAGUUCUGCUUUGAUUGGAAUAAUUCUUUUGGUUAUAUUGGUGUAACUUUCAAAAGAUGGCACAAAAUAAUUCUAUGCAAUGCUAGCAUUAAUAAAGUUAUUUCUGGGAAUGGGAAAUUGUUGUUGGGCUCCAAUCAAAAUGGAAUUGCCUCUCUAAAAGCGGACAUUUAUAACUUUCGACUUUGGAAUUUUUCCAUGAAUUCCAAAAUCCUCUUCAACCUCAGCUGUAAUGUGAAAGGGAAUGUGGUCGACUGGCAAAACGACUUUUGGAAUAUCCCAACCCUAGCUCUGAAAGCUGAAAGCAACCUAAGCUGUGGUUCCUACCUGAUCCCGCUCCCAGCAGCAGAACUAGCCAACUGUGCCGAUUUGGGGACCCUCUGCCAAGCUACUGUAAGCUCUCCUAGUACUACACCACCUACUGUCACCACUAACAUGCCUGUUACUAAUAGAAUCGAUAAACAAAGGAAUGAUGGAAUUAUCUAUAGAAUUUCCAUAGUGAUUCAAAACAUCCUUCAUCACCCUGAGGUAAAAGUACAGAACAAGGUGGCAGAAUGGCUUAAUUCAGCCUUGCGAAAUUGAAACUGCACUGUGUACGUGGUGAAUAUCAUUUUACACCUGAACUCAGGAGAAGACAAGGUUAAAGUCAAGAGAAGCAUUGGGACUGAUCAAAGGUUGGCGAUUUGGGCCCUUCUGGUUUACAAUGCUACCAACAAUCUGAAUUUAGAAGGAAAAGUCAUUCAGCAGAAGCUCUUAAAAAAUAAUGAGUCCCUGGAUGAGGGCUUGAGGCUAUAUACAGUGAGUGUGAGUCAAGUGGGCACAUGUCCUGCGGAGGAGAAACCCAAAGGCUUUUACUGGCCAGUCAUCCUACCUUCUGAAUACAGGCAUCCCUGUCCAGGGAAGCCGGGCUUUUCUGCUUCACGGACCUGUCAUCGUGACCAUUCCAACACAUCUUUAACCUACUGGGGGGAUCCUGAUAUUUCCAAUUGUACAAGGGAAGCAAAUGAAGUUGCCAAUCAGAUUUUAAAUUUAACUGGUGAUGGACAGACCUUAAAUUCGGCCAAUAUUACCAACAUUGUAGACCAGGUCAAAAAACUUGUGAAUAAAGAAGAAAAUAUUGAUAUAAAUCUUGGCUCAACUAUAAUGAACAUAUUUUCUAAUAUCUUAAGCAGUUCAGACAGUGACUUGAUUGAGUCAUCUUCUGAAGCUUUAAAAACAAUUGAUGAAUUGGCUUUCAAGAUAGACCUAAACAGCACACCACGUGUGAAUAUUACAACUCGGAAUUUGGCUCUUGGAAUAUCAUCCCUAUCUCCACAGACUAGUGAAGUUUUAAAUUUUAGCAUCAGUCUUCCAAAAAAUAAUGAGUCAUAUUUUCAGAUGGAUUUUGAGAGCAGACAUAUGGAUCCAUUGGCUUCUGUAAUUUUGCCUCUAAACUUACUUGAGAACUUAAGUCAAGAAAAUUCUGUAUUAGUUAAAAGAGCACAGUUUACUUUCUUCAAUAAAACUGGACUUUUUCAGGCAGUGCCUAAUCCCAUCUGUGCCUUCUGGGAUCUGAACAAAAAUGAAGGGUCUGGAUUUUGGAACACGUCGGGAUGUGUUGCUCACACAGAUUCAGACGCGAGCGAGACGAUCUGCCUGUGUAACCACCUCACACACUUUGGAGUUCUGAUGGACCUUCAAGGAACUGCCUCACAGAUAGAUGCAAGAAACACUAGAAUUCUCACCUUCAUCACCUAUAUUGGAUGUGGAAUAUCUGCUAUUUUUUCAGCAGCAACUCUCCUGACAUAUGUUGCUUUUGAAAAAUUGCGAAGAGAUUAUCCCUCCAAGAUCUUGAUGAACCUGAGCACAGCGCUGCUGCUGCUGAACCUCAGCUUCCUCCUGGACGGCUGGAUCACCUCCUUUCACGUGGUGGGUCUCUGCACCGCCAUCGCGGCGCUGCUGCACUUCUUCCUGCUCGCAACCUUCACCUGGAUGGGGCUGGAAGCGAUCCACAUGUACAUUGCUCUGGUGAAAGUAUUUAACACUUACAUUCGCCGAUACAUCCUGAAAUUCUGCAUCAUUGGCUGGGGUUUACCUGCCUUCAUUGUGUCAGUUGUUCUAGCAAGCAGAAGCCAAAGUGAAGUUUAUGGGGAAAAGAGUUAUGGAAAAGAACAAGGUGAUGAAUUCUGUUGGAUUCAGGAUCCAGUGGUAUUUUACGUGACCUGUGCUGGGUAUUUUGGAAUCAUGUUUUUACUGAAUGUCGCCAUGUUCAUCGUGGUAAUGGUGCAGAUCUGCGGAAGGAACGGCAAAAGGAGCAACCGGACCCUGCGGGAAGAGGUCUUACGGAACCUGCGCAGUGUGGUCAGCCUGACAUUUCUGCUGGGCAUGACAUGGGGUUUUGCCUUCUUUGCUUGGGGACCCUUAUAUAUCCCUUUCACGUACCUCUUCUCCAUCUUCAAUUCAUUACAAGGCUUAUUUAUAUUUAUUUUCCACUGUGCUAUGAAGGAGAACGUUCAGAAACAGUGGAGGCGGCAUCUCUGCUGUGGUAGAUUUCGGUUAGCAGACAACUCAGACUGGAGUAAGACAGCUACCAAUACCAUCAAGAAAAGUUCUGAUAAUCUAGGGAAAUCGUUGUCCUCAAGCUCCAUUGGUUCCAACUCAACCUAUCUUACAUCCAAAUCGAAAUGCAGCUCUUCCACCUACUUCAAAAGGAAUAGUCACACAGACAAUGCUUCCAUGGACAAGUCCUCAUCAAAACUGACCCAUGCUGAUGGAGAACAAACAUCAAUCAUCCCUGUCCAUCAGGUCAUUGAUAAGGUCAAGGGUUAUUGCAAUCCUCAUUCAGAUAACUUCUAUAAAAACAUUAUCAUGUCAGACACCUUCAGCCACAGCACAAAGUUUUAAUGUCUUUAAUAUAAGAAAGAAAUGUGAUCUGCAAGCAGUGAACACUGUGACUAGCAGAUGUAAAUGUGCCGUUACCUAGGUAACUCCAUAUCUAUGAGGAAUGUAUUUUGUUAAAAAGGCUUUUAUGAAAUUCAAAAUUUGUCUUUUCAGUGUAUUUCUUCCAUGGGGAAGUUUCCAUCAUCACUGAAACUUCAGUACUGAGAGCAACACUAUUCAGUAGCCACAGGAAAAAUGAAUUUUUAAAAUAUAAAAUUGAAUUCCACUAAUCAGAACUCAGGGGGAGACAUUAAAAUUAGAGAAGGGAGAGGCUGAGCUAGGGACAAACCCUAGUUUAGAGCUCAUUCACACCCCACCCAAUAGUUAGGUUUGGGUUUAGCCAUUUGCUUCCUUGAAAUCUUUCUCAACAAUCAAAGCAUAAUGAUACUUCUAACUUUUGUAGAUGCCUGCAACUCCUGAAAUGUGCUAGUUUCUGUGAAUGAAGUAGCAUAUAUCCUCUUUUUUUGUGAAAUAUCGUCCAUAGAUACAAAAGAAUGUCUGACCUGAAGAACAGAUAGGAAUUUUUUCUUAUCAUACCAAUUGUUUAACCUUCAGGAACAUAACAUUCUUAAGAAAGAAAGAAUUCACCAAAUUUUGACCUAGUUAAUAUGAGGCCAUGCAAAUUUAUACUAUUUUACUUAUCCUAUUCAAGACACAAAGCUUAAGGAUCAUCAUUAAUUAUCACUUAACCCCAUACAUUUGAAUCAAGUUUAGCAUUGAUGGUUCAUUAAUGUGAACCUCCCAGUAGUUAUUGAAGAAUGAGUCUCUUAUACCUCUGCUUUGCUCCUUUACUGAAUAUUGAGCCCACAGGCUCUGGAAGGAAUGAGAAUUUCCAUUAGGCAUGCUGUGUGCCAUAAUUUCUCCCUUUUAGGAAAUAUAGUCAUUGAGACUCUCGGGUCCUACCCUUGCUCUGCAGACUUUAAGACAUUUGCAGUUGCACAAAUGAAAAGCCUCUUACUUCCCCCUUUAAGAGUUUUGUUCCAAGGAAUAUAAACUGAGACAAAUGGGUGACUUAUCAUAAUCAAAAUAAUUUAUAAACAUGUGGGUCUACAAUUGCUAGUCGAAAAACUAUUUGUACAUAAGUCCUCUGAUUAUAGGAGCCAGAGGAGGUCUGGUAAGAUAGAUGGUGUUAUUUAUGGAUUAGGUUUCUGCCUACAAGCCAUGCAUAAUAUUAAGCAACUUACUUAACUUUCAAACUAUUCUGAGUAAUAUGCUUGCUAGUGAAUGUUUAGGAGACCACAUUUUAUUUGUUCUUAAAUGAUGGAUUUGUAUCCAGUUUCUUACAGAUUGGUCUCAGUACGUGCUGUACCCUUACAUCUGCUCUGGGUUAUCUGGGAAGUAUCAGAUUCUGGGAGGUGGCUAUGUGUUGGGAAGUUAAGCCAUUCUGGAGCCAAUCUGUUUAAAGGCAGCAGGCAGAACUGAGCACCUGGGGGCCUUUCCCUCUGUGCAGAAAGCAGAUAGCUCUCAGCCUGAGACUUAGCAUCCAGGCUGUGCAGCCACCAAGGGGCCUCUCACCUUUUGCUGAUCCUCAGUCAUGAAGCUAUUUGCCAGAUUGAAUGGAUAAUAAGACAAUGUGGGGGUGGAUUUUAUUACUGUUCCAUUUCGCAGCAGGGUGGAACACUGUCCCGGGGGACAUGAGCAUUGCCCAGCUUUGCUUUCACAGGGGAGGGGUGUACAUAGUAGGGAAGGAUAGUAAAUCUUCAAAUCACAAAGAUCCAUUACAGUAGAGCCAGAUCGUUCCCUGUAGGCAUAUGUUAACAGGCUGCUUAUUCUGGCAGAAAUUAUAUAUAGAUAAAAAUUAAUCUUAAAUAGUCACUGAAUCUUCAUAUACUGUCCCCAAGCCUUAGAGAUUCAUGAUAGAAUUUAAUUAGCUUCCUACUGUGAGAUUUCUACCCAAAGUGCGUAUUGAGUUAACAGUGAUUAAGAGGUAGCUACAAAAAUGACUUUGAUUUCUACUCAUAUUUAUCCAGAUCUGGGAAACCUUUUUAUUCAUAUUUGACAACAAUGUCAGCUCCAUUUUAGAAAUGUCCAGUAACCAGGUAAGGAAAAAUGGAAGAAACAGCUGAAUAGGAACAUUUGCAACUGGAUUUAAAGACUGAGCCAAAUUCUACCCUCAGUUCUAAGGAUACAAUUCUCCCCUUCACUUAACCCCCUCAGAACAGAAUUACAGAAAUUCAAUUACAGGAAUGUAAUUCUGUGGAGCCAAAAUUUAGUUUCAGCUCAGCUUUGAGACUAAUAUCAAUUCAGACUCUCUGGGAUUUUUUCUUCUUUAUCCUUUAAAAACAAAACUCCAUUGUAUUGAAUCAUAGUCUAGCAUCCUGAGAUAUUUUGCCUUCUUGUCGCCAUUACUUGCACUGUAAUGCUUUUCUUUUUCACUGUUGUCAUAGACUCUUUUGUACAUGUUUAUUUAUUUAUGUUUAUAAAUGUCAGCUUGUUUUGUAUCUUA
Myotis lucifugus (little brown bat) is the source of this 6193-nucleotide messenger RNA. RefSeq names its product adhesion G protein-coupled receptor G6 (gene ADGRG6). The record is from RefSeq and is a predicted model, not a curated record. Lineage: Eukaryota; Metazoa; Chordata; Mammalia; Chiroptera; Vespertilionidae. Gene Ontology annotation, cellular component: membrane. The transcript has 24 exons. Gene Ontology annotation, molecular function: G protein-coupled receptor activity; laminin binding. Gene Ontology annotation, biological process: heart trabecula formation; myelination in peripheral nervous system; adenylate cyclase-activating G protein-coupled receptor signaling pathway.